AUGCCUACUUUAUCCAACUUCACACAGACGCUGGAAGAUGUCUUCAAGAGGAUUUUUGUCACGUAUAUGGACAACUGGCGCAGGAACACGACAGCAGAGCAAGAGGCAAUCCAAACCAAAGUUGAUGCUGAGAACUUCUACUAUGUCAUCUUGUACCUCAUGGUGAUGAUCGGAAUGUUUUCCUUCAUCAUCGUGGCCAUCCUGGUGAGCACGGUGAAAUCCAAGCGACGAGAACACUCUCACGACCCCUACCACCAGUACAUUGUGGAGGACUGGCAGGAAAAGUACAAAAGUCAGAUCUUGCACCUGGAAGAGUCAAAGGCCACCAUCCAUGAGAACACGGGCGCAGCAGGGUUCACAAUCUCUCCUUGA
This is a messenger RNA of Castor canadensis (American beaver), 372 nucleotides long. Lineage: Eukaryota; Metazoa; Chordata; Mammalia; Rodentia; Castoridae. The record is from RefSeq and is a predicted model, not a curated record.